GAGCGAGCGAGCGAGCGGGAGCCGGAGCCCCGUGCCCCCCGCUCCACUCCGAUUCUCUCCGCGCCAGAGCCAGGCGCGUCAGAGGAGCCCAGUGCCCCUGCCCUGGAGAGCUGAGGGGGCAAAAUGAAGAGGCUCAGCCUCCGUGGCUAGCACAUGGGAUCCUUGAGUUAGUUGCUGCCCUUCUUCAAACUCAGUUUCCUUUCCUGUUCUGAGGAAAGAGGUAUGUCCCUCUCCCAGCCUUUCCAACCCUGUGUGAUUGUGAGAGCCUUUGUGGGGUGUGUGUUUGGGAAGGCAACUGGGGUACAAAUGAUUGGACGCAGUGGGGAAGAGACAGGGAGGGGGUCUCUGAGGGCCAUGGCCAGGGUGGGCAGGGCCCUGAAGCUGAGGAUGGGGAGAUUGGAAAUGGUGACUUUCUCUGCUGGGUUGGGAGUGAAGAGAAAACAGAGGCACAAAGUCUCAAGCAGCAUUCUACAUAGAGCUAGAGAGUCCCGCACUCUCACCCUCAGCACUGUUUGGAGACUCUAGCCCCCAACCCAGACACACACAUACGUGAACAUCUGCUUGCCCUGUUGACUUAGGACCUUGAGCCACUUGGGUACCCUCCCUGAGGCCAGCCAUUCCACCUUGCUGUCUCAUUCCCAGGGCUUAGUGUCUCUAUUCCUUCCUCAGUCAGGAAACUGUGGGGAUGGUUUUUUAAGAACCAAAGGCUAGAACCCUUGGGUGUUCACAUGGGCUCCAGUCUCCCCACGGGUUGGAGACUGUCCCUUAGGGACCCUUCCCUUCCUCUUCCCUGGUGGGUCCUCAGACAGCAGUUCCUUCUUUCUGGAAAUCCAAGGCUCAGGAUGGGGACUUCUGAAUUUGUGACUCUGACAUAGUCUGUUCCAAAGGUAUUGACCUCGGGGUCCUGGGAGGUUUGUGCUGUUCUUGGACACGCUUUGAAUUACAGAGGGGUCAGCAUUGGCUGGGGUAUCCUGUCCUCUGCCUGGGACUUCACUGCUUGCAUCUCUCCCCACUGCUGAGUUUGGUAGGGGAAUAGAGCCCAUCUAUCACCCAGCUGAGGCCAGGGCUGAGAGACAGGUCCAGGGGAGUCCCAGGAGCUUCUCAACCUACUUAAUGACACCAUUCUGUCCCUCCCUGGCUUUUGAGUACCUAGGAAAGGGGCUUGUGGGCAGGCAGAGUCAGAAGGGGCAGCUGCUCUCAGGUUCCACUUUUCCUGGUCUGUUUUUCUGUCUUUCUAUCUCUCUGCAGGAGCUGGGUCCCUUCGCAUCUCUCUUCUUGUCUGUCCUUUCCUGGUCCCUGUUUCCUCCUCUCUUUGCCUUCGCUGCUUCUAAUCUCAUCCCCUGGAGACUCAGGUCUGCGGGACCCAUCCAUCCCCUUUGGGGCCAUGGGAUCGCUGCUUGGGCUCCUGGCACUGCUGCUGCUGUGGGGUACUGUGGCUGAGGGCCCAGCCAAGAAGGUGCUGACCCUGGAGGGAGACUUGGUGCUGGGUGGGCUGUUCCCAGUGCACCAGAAGGGCGGCCCAGCAGAGGACUGUGGUCCUGUCAAUGAGCACCGUGGCAUCCAGCGCCUGGAGGCUAUGCUUUUUGCACUGGACCGCAUCAACCGUGACCCGCACCUGCUGCCUGGCGUGCGCCUGGGUGCGCACAUCCUCGACAGCUGCUCCAAGGACACACAUGCGCUGGAGCAGGCACUGGACUUUGUGCGUGCCUCACUCAGCCGUGGUGCUGAUGGCUCACGCCACAUCUGCCCCGACGGCUCUUAUGCGACCCAUGGUGAUGCUCCCACUGCCAUCACUGGUGUUAUUGGCGGUUCCUACAGUGAUGUCUCCAUCCAGGUGGCCAACCUCUUGCGGCUAUUUCAGAUCCCACAGAUCAGCUACGCCUCCACCAGUGCCAAGCUGAGUGACAAGUCCCGCUAUGACUACUUUGCCCGCACAGUGCCUCCUGACUUCUUCCAAGCCAAGGCCAUGGCUGAGAUUCUCCGCUUCUUCAACUGGACCUAUGUGUCCACUGUGGCAUCUGAGGGUGACUAUGGCGAGACAGGCAUUGAGGCCUUUGAGCUAGAGGCUCGUGCCCGCAACAUCUGUGUAGCCACCUCGGAGAAAGUGGGCCGUGCCAUGAGCCGCGCGGCCUUUGAGGGUGUGGUGCGAGCCCUGCUGCAGAAGCCCAGUGCCCGCGUGGCUGUCCUGUUCACCCGUUCUGAGGAUGCCCGGGAGCUGCUUGCUGCCAGCCAGCGCCUCAAUGCCAGCUUCACCUGGGUGGCCAGUGAUGGCUGGGGGGCCCUAGAGAGUGUGGUGGCAGGCAGUGAGGGGGCUGCUGAGGGUGCCAUCACCAUCGAGCUGGCCUCGUACCCCAUCAGUGACUUUGCCUCCUACUUCCAGAGCCUGGACCCUUGGAACAACAGCCGGAACCCCUGGUUCCGUGAAUUCUGGGAGCAGAGGUUCCACUGCAGCUUCCGGCAGCGAGACUGCGCAGCCCACUCUCUCCGGGCUGUGCCCUUUGAGCAGGAGUCCAAGAUCAUGUUUGUGGUCAAUGCAGUGUACGCCAUGGCCCAUGCGCUCCACAACAUGCACCGUGCCCUCUGCCCCAACACCACCCGGCUCUGUGACGCAAUGCGGCCAGUUAAUGGGCGCCGCCUCUACAAGGACUUUGUGCUCAACGUCAAGUUUGACGCCCCCUUUCGCCCAGCUGACACCCACAAUGAGGUCCGCUUUGACCGCUUUGGUGAUGGUAUUGGCCGCUACAACAUCUUCACCUAUCUGCGUGCAGGCAGUGGGCGCUAUCGCUACCAGAAGGUGGGCUACUGGGCAGAAGGCUUGACUCUGGACACCAGCCUCAUCCCAUGGGCCUCACCCUCAGCCAGCCCCCUGCCCGCCUCUCGCUGCAGUGAGCCCUGCCUCCAGAAUGAGGUGAAGAGUGUGCAGCCGGGCGAGGUCUGCUGCUGGCUCUGCAUCCCGUGCCAGCCCUAUGAGUACCGAUUGGACGAAUUCACUUGCGCUGAUUGUGGCCUGGGCUACUGGCCCAAUGCCAGCCUGACUGGCUGCUUCGAACUGCCCCAGGAGUACAUCCGCUGGGGUGAUGCCUGGGCUGUAGGACCUGUCACCAUCGCCUGCCUGGGUGCCCUGGCCACCCUCUUUGUGCUGGGUGUCUUUGUGCGGCACAAUGCCACACCAGUGGUCAAGGCCUCGGGUCGGGAGCUCUGCUACAUCCUGCUGGGUGGUGUCUUCCUCUGCUACUGCAUGACCUUCAUCUUCAUUGCCAAGCCAUCCACGGCAGUGUGUACCUUACGGCGUCUUGGUUUGGGCACUGCCUUCUCUGUCUGCUACUCAGCCCUGCUUACCAAGACCAACCGCAUUGCACGCAUCUUCGGUGGGGCCCGGGAGGGUGCCCAGCGGCCACGCUUCAUCAGUCCUGCCUCACAGGUGGCCAUCUGCCUGGCGCUUAUCUCGGGCCAGCUGCUCAUCGUGGUAGCCUGGCUGGUGGUGGAGGCACCGGGCACAGGCAAGGAGACGGCCCCCGAACGGCGGGAGGUGGUGACACUGCGCUGCAACCACCGCGAUGCAAGUAUGUUGGGCUCGCUGGCCUACAAUGUGCUCCUCAUCGCGCUCUGCACGCUUUAUGCCUUCAAGACUCGCAAGUGCCCCGAAAACUUCAACGAGGCCAAGUUCAUUGGCUUCACCAUGUACACCACCUGCAUCAUCUGGCUGGCAUUCCUGCCCAUCUUCUAUGUCACCUCCAGUGACUACCGGGUGAGCUACCUGCCACAGAGGUCAGGGGAGAUGGGACACCAGACCCUCUGUUUCCUGGUACAGACCACCACCAUGUGCGUGUCAGUUAGCCUCAGCGGCUCCGUGGUGCUUGGCUGCCUCUUUGCGCCCAAGCUGCACAUCAUCCUCUUCCAGCCGCAGAAGAACGUGGUUAGCCACCGGGCGCCCACCAGCCGCUUUAGCAGUGCUGCUGCCAGGGCCAGCUCCAGCCUUGGCCAAGGGUCUGGCUCCCAGUUUGUCCCCACUGUUUGCAAUGGCCGUGAGGUGGUGGACUCGACAACAUCAUCGCUUUGAAGACCCCAUACUCCCGCCCUGACACAGCUGCUCCUGGGAACCUAGUGCAGACCCGCGUCCAGGGCCAGGAGGAAGUUGGCUGGAGCACUGCAAUAAGUUAUUACCCACCCUAUGUCUACCCCCAAAGUCACUUACCCUCCUCCUUACCCCAACUCUUCAGACUCAGAAGUCAGGAGCCUUGGCCGGGCACCUCUGCAGUGGCCACCAACUGCCCUUGUAGCUGUGUUUCCUCCUGGCCAGGCCCAGGGCUCAGAGAGGAGCAAGCCAGGGUUCACUCUGCCCUGGACCGGGGUGGCUGAGGAUGGCAGGCCCCAGUCCUAACCAGCAAAGGUGCUUCCAGCCCAGCCCCUCCUCCCAACUAGGGCCUUUUUUAUUUUUUAUAUAAGUUACUCUGGGAUGGGGAGGGUGGUUAUUGUGGGGGCUGCCCCUCCCCCUGCACAGUAGUUUGUCCUGUGGUUUAUUUUGUAUUACCUGUAAAUAAAGUGGCUUUAUUUUAAAAAA
This is a messenger RNA of Nomascus leucogenys (northern white-cheeked gibbon), 4561 nucleotides long. It is a transcript of the gene GRM2, whose product is annotated as glutamate metabotropic receptor 2. The record is from RefSeq and is a predicted model, not a curated record. Bases 1385 to 4060 code for a protein of 891 amino acids. Gene Ontology annotation, cellular component: membrane. The transcript is spliced from 6 exons. Gene Ontology annotation, molecular function: group II metabotropic glutamate receptor activity. NCBI's taxonomy places the organism in Eukaryota, Metazoa, Chordata, Mammalia, Primates, Hylobatidae. Gene Ontology annotation, biological process: G protein-coupled glutamate receptor signaling pathway; regulation of synaptic transmission, glutamatergic.